AUGGUAAGGAAGAAAGCUGAGCAUCAUGAGCGCUUGCUCGCUCCACUUGAAGAGAUAGCUUUGCAUCAGGAGAACAUAGAGAAGAUUGAGUACUUACAGGACUGGUGUCCUAAAUUAAAAAUUUUACUUAUGCAAAGUAACCUAAUAGCCAAAAUAGAGAAUUUAAAUAAAUUAAAACACCUUGUUUACCUAAAUUUAGCUUUAAAUAACAUUGAAAUAAUCGAAAAUUUAGAAAGAUGUGAAUCGUUACAGAAAUUAGACCUUACUCUUAAUUUUAUUGGUGAAAUAGUAAGUGUGGAGAACCUCGUUAACCUCUACAACUUAGAAAAUUUAUACUUAUCUGGAAAUCCUUGCACGGAUUAUGAAAAUUAUAGAGAAUUUGUUAUCGGGACUUUGCCACAACUGACUUAUCUUGAUGGUCUAGAAGUUGAGAGAUCUGAUCGAAUUAAAGCACUUCAAAAUCUUCCUAUAAUAAGGUCAGAUAUACUAUUUGAACAAGAAAACUAUAGGGGUAAAAGAAUAAAGCAGAAAAAUCGUCUAGAAAGGGAGAUUCGUGAAAAAUGGGAAAAUGAAUACAAAGACAUGGAUCCUGAAGAACGAAACAAAAAAUUUUGGAAAGAAAAGUGUGAACAUUCUCCUGAAGUGCGUUAUGAAAUGGAAAAAAUGCGAAAUCUGAAACUUAAAAGUUUGGACACUGGAGAGAAAAAACAGGAGAAACGUGUUUAUAAAUUCUUUACCGAGGAAGGCCGGCCAUAUAAUAUAAAUCAACCUCAACUAGACUUCUUAUUUAGUUCUGAUGAUCCGGAAUUCUACAUGUUAGAUCUAGCAGUAUACAAGCACUUGGAUACAAGCCUUAUAGAUGUAGAUGUGCAGCCAAACUACGUGAGGGUCAUUAUCAGAGGUAAGAUAUUUCAGAUCCAUCUACCGGAGGAAGUCGAUACUACUAACUCCAUUGCACAACGCUCUCAAAUCACAGGCCAUCUAGUGAUAAAGAUGCCAAAAUCUAAAGUUGUUUUAAAAACAUCAAAAAAAAAUACAGCGCAGUACACUACAAAAGAAGCCAUGUUAUAUACGGAACACAAAAUAGAAGAAUGUGACGCACGCACCGGACAGACUAAAAGGGAAUAUCUAGAAAUAGGGCCCUCCGAUAAUGUGUUAGAUUUUACUAAAUUGACUUUAGCUAAUGAUAAUAUGUCAAAGCCUGAUUACAUUGACCCAAGGCUAAAAUUACAGGCGAAAUUACCUUCACCGGACUUCGUGGACAACCCAGAGGUGCCUGAUCUAAUUUAA
Molecule: messenger RNA, 1290 nt
Organism: Arctia plantaginis
Lineage: Eukaryota; Metazoa; Arthropoda; Insecta; Lepidoptera; Erebidae
Source: the annotation of a GenBank genome assembly